AUGACGUCGAACCGCGCGGCGGGCUACACUGCGGCCAACAAGGCCGGCAAGGUGUUCGACCCGAUGGGCCAGGGCGACAAGGGCCCCGCGAAGCCUCUGGAGAAGAAGGCCGAGCUCUCUCCGGAGGAGAAGCUGCGGGAGAUGGAGAAGGAGAUCCACCGGCUCGUGGAGGAGAGCGCCGUGACCCGGGAGCAGGGCAACUGCCGCGAGGCGCUCGAGAAGGGCAAGGAGGCGGGCAAGAAGGAGCGUCAGCUCUGCAGGUUGCGGGAGCAGCACAACCUCCUCGACCAGUUGAACGUGGACUUGACCUACGCUGUGUGCCUCAACCUUGCCAUCCAGCACCAGGCCAACGACAACGACAACGAGGCCUUGGAGAUCUACACGCAGAUCGUGAAGAACAAGCAGUACCCUUUCAGCGGCCGCUUCCGUGUCAACAUGGGGAACAUCUACUUCAAGCAGGGGAAAUGGACGGCUGCGAUCAAAAUGUACCGCAUGGCCUUGGACCAAAUCCCCAAUAACGUGCAGGCCAUCCGGUUCAAGAUCAUGCGCAACAUUGGGCAUGCGUUCUUUAAGAUGCAUCAGUUCCCCGAUGCCAUCGAUUCGUACGAAAACCUCCUGAUGCACGGUGCCCAGCACCUGGACUUCAAGACGGGCUUCAACCUGAUACUGUGCUACUUCGCCCUGAUGCCGCCACCUGGCGAGAAGGACCGCGAUCGCGAGAGGGAGAAGCAGUCGGAGAAGAUGAAGAGCGGCUUCCUGAAGCUGCUCAACAUCGAGCAGGUCGGCCUGGAGGACAUGGACGAGGAGGAGCUGGAGCUGGGCGAGUCGGCCUCGGGCACGGACGGCAGGAAGAACCAGCUCGUGGAGGGGGACGACGCGCUGCGCGAGGACGUGAAGGGCCGCCAGCGGGAAGCCGCCCGCUUCAUCGUGAACGCGGCCAACCUGAUAGCCCCCGUCAUAGAGAGCACGCCGGUGAUCGGGUACGACUGGGUGGUGGACCAGCUGAACCACCACGGCUUCCCACGGAUCGGCUCGGAGCUCGAGAUCGCGAAGGCGAACCACUUCCUGCGCCGCAAGGAGUUCGACUCCGCCAUCGCGAUGCUGAAGAAGUUCGAGCGCAAGGAGCCGUCCCUGAUGGCCUGCGCGGCCACGAACCUGUCCUUCCUGUAUUUCCUCGAGGCCGAGCACGCGAGCGCGGAGAAGUACGCCGACAUGGCCGUGAAGGCCGACCGCUACAACGCACGCGCUCUCGUAAACAAGGGGAACUGCAUGUUCAUCCACGAGGACUUCGAGCGCGCCAAGGAAGUCUACCUGGAGGCCAUCGGCGUCAGCGCGGACUGCCUCGAGGCCAUCUACAACCUCGGCUUGGUCAACAUGCACAUCGGGAGGUACCAGGAGGCGCUGCUCGCGUUCGACAAGCUCCACUCGAUCACUCACGUGAACUGCGAGGUGAUGUGGCAGCUGGGCGACAUCCACGAGAAGCUGGGAAACACAGGGAGGGCUCACGAGUGGUUCUCCCUGCUCGUCACCUCGCCAAAGGGCCGGCCGACGGAUCCGGGUGUGCUCGCACGGCUGGCAAACCUCUUCAACAAGGCCGGUGAUGAAACCCAGGCCUUCCACUAUCAUCUCGAGUCCUAUAGGUUUUGGCCAGUGGACAUGAACGUGAUCACAUGGCUGGGGAUUUAUCCCAGAUCAGGACAUGUACGAGGCGGCCAUCCCCUUCUUCAGCCGCGCUUCGCAGAUCGAGCCUGCCGAGGUGAAGUGGAGGCUCAUGGUGGCGUCCUGCUACCGGCGGAUGGGCGCCUCCGCCAUGGCCCUGAAGCUCUACGAGGAGAUCCACCACGCGCACCCCAAUGA
Prorocentrum cordatum is the source of this 1857-nucleotide messenger RNA. The record is from the annotation of a GenBank genome assembly. Lineage: Eukaryota; Dinophyceae; Prorocentrales; Prorocentraceae.